AUGAAAGUCACAGAUACGUUAUUCAUGGCCCGAAAUAAAUGUUUGCGCUCGUCAAUAUUUGAAGGAGCUCGUGGUUGCAUCUCACCGAGCCGUACAAGUUGUGAUGUGAAUGAGGGGAAGUGGCCACCCAACGGGGUAUCGUGCGCCUCGUCCACAGGUCUAUACGAGGAAAAUGUAACGAGGGCUUCGGUGAUAUAA
Plasmopara halstedii is the source of this 198-nucleotide messenger RNA. RefSeq lists its product as uncharacterized. Bases 1 to 198 code for a protein of 65 amino acids. The record is from RefSeq and is a predicted model, not a curated record. NCBI's taxonomy places the organism in Eukaryota, Oomycota, Peronosporomycetes, Peronosporales, Peronosporaceae. The transcript has 2 exons.